This is a messenger RNA of Symbiodinium pilosum, 246 nucleotides long. The record is from the annotation of a GenBank genome assembly. Lineage: Eukaryota; Dinophyceae; Suessiales; Symbiodiniaceae.
AUGCUGCUGCAUCGUAUGUCAGAAGAAUUGCAGCCAAGGAAGACUUCUGGAAUCGUGUGCUGGUGGGAUCACCCCCUGCAGAGUGCAAGGGCCUCUCCACACGCUCCAUCAGCUACUGGAUCGGAAUCUUCAACAGAUGGCAAGCGCUGGGAUCCUGGAAGCCCGGGAGCGCACCCAGGUUCCUGGACGCGUACGAGUUGCAGGAGCUGCUGGGUGUUCCCAUGCCGAAAGCCCUGGAGUGGGUGA